AGAGUUUUUGGCUUGAACAGUGAAAACAUCCUGGUUUAUCUGCUGCUAUAAACCAAUAGCAGAGAUGGAUGAGAGAAUAUAAAAAAAAUCUGAUAAAAUACAUGUUUUCACCUGCCGUUGACAGCCAAACGUCAUCAUCGGUUGUUCAGUCUGUCAGGUUCACAUGGGGAUUGCGUUUGGGGCGUCAGUCUGUGUCUCAUAUCAUCGCAGGGAUGAACAGCGUCUUCUCCUGUUCCUCAUCGGGCUCGAAAACCCUCGCAAAGAGAAAACUUGGACAGACUCGAAGUCUGGAUUCUGCGCUGAUGAGAAACGGCGCGACGCCCGCAGACGUUAAUAGCGUUCAGCGGUUCUCGAGCUCCACAACUGGAUUUACCAACAACCAAACCAUCUCUGAAGACCCCAAACUCCAACAGCGUCUUUCUUCGUCGAGUUUGUCGACGUCUUCAGACGCUUCGUCGAUCUCCAGCGUUCAUUUCAAACGCAACGCGUCCAGGGAUUUAUCGAUCAACCUCUCCGGUUCAAGCAACAUCUUCUCACCGAGAAAGUGGCUUCAAAGAAAGUUGCCUCAGUCGGAUGCGGUUUCCCACAAUAUCUGUAAAUCUGAGGGAGAUUUUACCUGUAAGAAAGCGACGGGUCAUAACCUCCACAUGCAGUCGGUUCCCAUCCAGAGUCUGUCGGAGCUGGAGAGAGUCCGGCUGCAAGAAGUGGCCCUGGUCCGACUGACCAAAGACUUUGAUUUGGGCUGCCAGAUCACCAUCCCUAAAGAUGGCCAGAAGCGGAAAAAGUCACUCAGGAGGAAGCUGGAUUCUCUAUCAAAAGAAAAGAGAGACAAAGAGUCGGAGGCGCAGGCGUUCGGUGUGCCGCUGUCUCAGGUGAUCUGUAACGACCGGCGUCAGAAGCAGCUUCAGGAGGAGCAGGAGGAGCUUCGGCUCCCGGCGGAUCGAGUGUGUUCCCGCAGAUCCACCAAACACGAGCUUUCCAGCAGCAACUCCUCGCUCAGCUCCUCCUCGGAGACGCCCAACGACCCCGCGACCCCCGGCACCCCGGAGACGGCCCUGCGCACACGCCGACGGGGCGGCAUGUCUGUGGACUGCAUCACUGACCUGGACGACAGUCACUCGCGUCUCCUGGAGGCGCUACAGCUAUCGAUGCCGCUGGAGUCGCCCAGCGAGAAGAAGAAGAUGAGCGACGCUAAGCUAAGCCUGAACCCCAUUUACAGGCAGGUGCCGCGCGUGCUGGACAGCUGCUGCCAACAUCUGCAGAGAUACGGUCUGCAGACGGUCGGGAUCUUCCGGGUCGGAAGCUCCAAGAAAAGAGUUCGACAGCUGCGUGAGGCGUUCGAUCAGGGCACAGACGUGGCUUUAGACCAGAGGCACAGUGUUCAUGAUGUGGCGGCGCUGCUGAAAGAGUUCCUCCGAGACAUGCCUGAUCCUCUGCUGACCCGAGAGCUGUACUCCGCAUUCAUCGCCUGCGCAUCUCUGGAGAAGCCAGACCAGCUCUCGGCCGUUCAGCUUCUGAUCUGUCUUCUGCCCGCCUGCAACAGCGACACACUCCAGCGUUUACUUCACUUCCUGUCUGAUGUGGCCAAUCACGCGGAGGAUUCCUGGGACGCUGGCGGGAAAGAGGUCGUUGGGAACAAGAUGACGUCCCUGAAUCUGGCCACAAUCUUCGGGCCGAACCUCCUUCACCAGCAGAAGAUCUCAGAGAAGGAGUUCAGUGUCCAGAGCUCGGCCCGAGUGGAGGACAGCGCCGCCAUCAUCAGCGUCGUGCAGCGCAUGAUCGACACACACCACACACUCUUCAUGAUCUCUGCGGAGCUGCAGAACGAGGUUCUGGUGAGUUUGUUGGACACUGACAGUGAUGUGGUGGAUUAUCUGAUGAGGAGGAAAACACCACAGUGUGACGAGUCCCGGCGCUCCAGCGGCGAGAUCUCUCCGUACGAGAACAACUCUCCGGUGCUCUCCCAGUGGCUUCAUCCCUCGGGACCAGAGCAUCCCAGUCUCGCUCUCGCUGGGAGCGGCACAGUGAAUCCGUCCUCACGGCCCGACUCUGCACACUUGUGUUUGUGUCCCCCAGCAUACCUGAGCACACUUGUGUUUGUGUACCCCAGCACACCUGUCACACUUGUGUUUGUGUCCCCCAGCACACCUGUGUUUGUGUACCUCAGCACACUUGUGUUUGUGUACCCCAGCAUACCUGAGCACACUUCACACCUGUGUUUGUGUACCCCAGCAUACCUGAGCACACUUGUGUUUGUGUACUUCAGCACACCUGUGUUUGUCACACUUGUCACACUUGUGUUUGUGUCCCCCAGCAUACCUGAGCACACUUGUGUUUGUGUACCCCUGCACACCUGUUCAGAUGGACACCUGUAUGAGCGCGUCUCCUCUGAUGUCUUCUACGACGACGACAGCGACGCCAAACCUGUGCCUGAGACGCAAACGUCCCGUUCAAACGCCCCUCCAAUCACAGCGAGCCCUCGGACUGCCUUCCACCAAUCAGAGGAGGCCACGGCGUGUCAUGCGGGCCAGGGGGCGGAGUCACGCAUCACUCAGCAUCCAGACUGGCCAAUGGAGAAGUGGCAAAUAUGGCAGCUCUUGUCAUCGGACAGCUUAGACACACUUCCAGAGACAAUGGUGUAA
Molecule: messenger RNA, 2642 nt
Organism: Rhinichthys klamathensis goyatoka
Lineage: Eukaryota; Metazoa; Chordata; Actinopteri; Cypriniformes; Leuciscidae
Product: rho GTPase-activating protein 6
Exons: 17
Coding region: 69-2642 (857 amino acids)
Biological process (GO): signal transduction
Source: RefSeq, a predicted model, not a curated record